Messenger RNA from Porites evermanni, 876 nucleotides. Lineage: Eukaryota; Metazoa; Cnidaria; Anthozoa; Scleractinia; Poritidae. The record is from the annotation of a GenBank genome assembly.
GACAAUGGUGACAACAUUGACAACAGCGACAAUGGUGACAACAGUGACAACUUUGCAGUGACAACAGCGACAGCAGUGACAAUGGUGACAUCCGCGACAACAGUGACAACAGUGAACAACAGUGACAACGGCGACAACAGUGACAACGGCAACAACAGUGACAACAGUGACAACGGUGACAACACUGACAACAGCAACAACAGCUACAACAGUGAUGACGGUGACAACAGUAAAAACACUGACAACAGCGACAACAGCAACAACCGUGACAACGGUGACAACAGUGACAGCAGUGACAAUGGAGACAACAGCGACAACAGUGACAACAAGACAAACAGCGACAACGAUGACACCAGUGAAAACAGCGACAAUGGUGACAAAGGUAACAACAAUGACAACGGUGACACCAGCAACAACAGCGACAACGGCGACAACACUGACAACGAUGACAACAGUGAAAAUAGUAACAACAGUGACAACAGCGACAACAAGAACAACAGCAAGGACAGUGACGAUGGUUAAAAAUGUGACAACUUUGCAGUGACAACAGCGACAACAGUGACAACAGUGACAACGAAGACAACAGUGACAACCGCAACAACAGUGACAUUUGUGACAACGGGGACAAGAGUGACAAUGGUGACAACAGUGACAACAGUGACAACGGCGACAACUUCAAUAACAGCUACAACAGUGACGACGGUGACAACAGUGACAUCAGUGACAACAGCGACAACAGCAACAGCAGCGACAACAGUGACAACAGUGACAACAGCGACAACAGCAACAACCGUGACCACGGUGACAACAGUGACAACAGUGAAAACGGUGACAACAGCGAAAACAGUAACAACAGCCACAACAGUGCAACAGUGA